Messenger RNA from Lymnaea stagnalis (great pond snail), 7277 nucleotides. NCBI's taxonomy places the organism in Eukaryota, Metazoa, Mollusca, Gastropoda, Lymnaeidae. The record is from the annotation of a GenBank genome assembly.
AUAGUUUCCUGGCAUUAUAUCCAGUGAGCCCGUGACCCGUCGCCUAUGACCCGUGGCCUGUGACCUGUGACCUAUAACUCCUGGCCUGCGACCUGUUGCUUAACCUGAAUUUAUGUAAAGGAUGCUUGAAAUUAAUGGAACCCUUCUAGUUCUGCUAUUUCUAGUCAUUGCAUCAGGUAAGAUUUUGAUGGGUAAAAAUAAAUAUAUAUUUAUUACACUGCUUUGUCAAUGAUGCCUUGAGAAGUGCGGCUGAAUCAAAGAUUGGAAAUGAUAAAUGAGACUGGUGUUUUCGAUGUUAAUGCAUAAAGAAAAAAGCACUUGUUAAAGCAUACUGAAACAUUAAUAAUAAACAUUAUAAAAAAAUAAUAAUAACAUAUUUGAAUGUAUUUCAUCAGUGGUUUCUUGACAGCAAUGUUAUAAUUAUAAUACAAAAUAAUUGAUUAAAUCAGGAAGCUCAUUGAUUAUUCAUGUUUUUGUGUUGUUGUUUUUUUCUUUGCAAGUGAAGAUGUACCAGGCUUUUUUCUACUUGAGUAAUACGGUAGCCUUCACUUGGGCUGUAAUUACUUUAAAGUGAUUGAGAGUUGCUCAAUUCGUCAGCUACACCCUCUCGUCCUUGCCUGUUUUAGCCAAUGGCAAGAAUUAGUCAAGACGUCUGGAAAUAUACCAGGAUGCAUCAGAUGACCAGCAGUGUGUCAUUUAGUAAUGGAGAGGAAACAUAAUGGGUGGCGGUUGGGAGAUACUAUUAUUACAAGUAUUGACAAUUAGCCCAGAAUGAACACGUUUUACAAAAAAUAAUGGUCUCACAAUUGUAUAUUUCCACUAUAUUUUCUUAUGCAGUUUUCAGCAGUUAUUACGAUCCAACAAGAGUCUUUUUGGAACCAUUUGAUCAAAACACUUUCAAAAAAAGCUGUGGAAACGGUAUGCUAGCCGGGAAAGACUACUUCGUGGUCAAAGGUCUUGUCAACAUUAGCGGAAUAGAAGACGGACAAUUGUCGACAACUAAAAUGUUAAUUGCAAACCCGCACUACUGGAUGCGGAUGGAUUAUAUUGUAAGCAGGUCAUUCUGGCCACAAAUCUAGGCUUUGCGGGUAAAUAGGUCCUUCUGGCAACAAAGUUAAGAUUGGGGUAAUAUAGCCCAUUCUGGCAACAAAGAUAAGCUUGGGAUAUGUAGGUCAUUCUUGCAACAAAGCUAAGCUGUGUGUAAGUAGGUCAUUCUGGCCACAAAACUGAGCUUGGGUAAGUAUGUCAUUCUGGCAACAAAGCGAAGAUGGGGUAGUAGGUAAUUCAUGCUCCAAAGCUAAGCUGGAAGUCUUCACCCUCUCCCACCUUUGGUCUCUGUCAGCAAGAUCACUAGCAAUACAAGGGCCCUACAAGGAUGACUGUUCCACUUUUGGUGCUUUUUUCCUUUAUUUUAAGAAUUAUUUCAUUCUUUAAAUCACAGAACUCAAGUUUCUUAUUUUUACUAACGUUGCGUGGGUUACGCCCCGUCUACUCGUGAGUAGUUUUGAAAAUAUGAUCCCAUUGCUUCUCCCUAACUUUUUUAACAGUUUCUUUCUACAUUUGGGAGUUGAAAUAUGGUGGAAAAAAAAGACUUGAAAAUAUUUCUUAGGUAAAUGUAGACUUAAUUUUGUUAAUAUUGGUUUAUACGCGCUGCGGUUCUUGAAGAACCUUGGUGGUUAUAUGAAUAUCACGUGUGUAAGGGACUCUUAUGUGGGACCAAUGUAGGUAGUGCUAGGAAUAUCUCGUGUGUGAGAUGUCCCAUACAAGGACCAGUGUAAGUGGUGAUAGUGAUAUCACGAGCGCGUGGGACUCUUAAGUAGGACCAAUGUUCAAAACCUUCUAGAAAUUCCGUCUAGGUACGGUGUGUUUUUGAGUGGAGUCAUUUUGUGUGGCGGUGUGGUGUUGUUGAGUGUGGUGUGGACAAAUUUAAAAACAGAAGGGAAACGGGUUGAAAGGGAAACGGUGGGGGAGAUUUCGUGUUAGAUGUAGGCUUAAUGUUUCAGAUGGCUUCCGUACGAAAUGCAAGGACAAAUGUGGAUAGUCUAGGAAUACGAAAUUCAGGGAAUUCCUUUCGGUGAAGACAGCAGGAAGACUAGGAAAAUAAUGAUUUGUAAUUUAGGAGAGGAGGUGUGAUUUGUUUUAGAACUUUUAAAGCACUUUUCUACGUCAAGUGCACUUGUACUUGAACAUGCUACAUCCGUUAAGAUUUAUUCAGCUAACACAGGAUGGCACUUCCAGUUUUUAAUAAAAAAAAUAUUAAUUAAGGAAUCUCCCAAUGAAAACUAACGGUAGAAGUUGCUGUAGAAUAUAAUACUCUAAUAAAAACUCUACAAAUGUAUAAUAACACAUUAUCUAUUUGUGUUUAGAUUUCUGGUACCCUAGUUCGGUUAUACAAUACAACCUGCAAGGAUCUUGCUCAAAUCCCAAUCGACACUUGCAAAUGCACGUUCAUGGAUAACAAAUUCGUCCGCCUCAAGUGCAACAUUACGGCACAACUUCAGUACAGCCGUGGUGUCCUCACCUUGUUCUAUGAAAAGAGUUACUGGUAUUUAAGUCUUCCUAGUUCACCCCUGCCAGACAUAUACGGUGAGUAGUUUGCCCCUGCCUGUCGUACACGGUGAGUAGUGUGCUCAUUAGUUCCCAUAGAAUAAUAAUACAUUAAUAACGGCUUCGAAAUGUGUCCGUUUCAAGCAGGGGCGUAGCGAGGGUGUUUGGCGCCGGGGACGAGAUUUGCGCCAGGGAACAAGAUCCAUUUUAAUGCGCUCCUUUUUCUUUUUUUUUGCAACUCUCUAACCCAUUAUUUUCAUCCUAUAAAAUAAUAUCAAAGCACAUUUUGGCGACCCUAACUAGCUGGCGCCCAGGGACCUCUCCCCCCCCCCCCCCCACCCCCUGUGGGUUCAAGGGUGUUAUUAAGUAACAACAAAUAACCCAAAAUUUCACACAUCUCAGAGCUCAUCUCUUGGCACGCCACGCCGAUGGACUGUUUCUGAAAAGAGCCAGUGCUAAUAUCACAAAUACGGUCACACCCGCUUAUCUUGUUCUCGGUUAACUCGCCAACCCUGUUAUGUCGAGGUUUUUGAAGUGGAACCGCCAAUUUAUCUCUUUGUUGUGUCUUAGCAAAUUCUCCUCGGUUAUCUCGAUCAUCGGUUAUCUCGACGCUUUUUGGCUAAUCCCGAGCCCGUCGACUUAACCGAGUUCCACUGUAAUUGAUGUUUUGUCUCAUUGGAAACCUGUAAUUUUUCAGGUACUCCUUCGUGCACAGCACGUUCUGCUAAUCGAGGUAAUUAAGUACGGUGGUUCUCUUAUAAGUGAUUAGAUCUACCAUUGUCAGUUUUUAGUGGACAUGGUCGUUUGUAGAAUGUCAAUUAAAGAGCUUUUAAAAGGACUGCUAAUUUAUGGGCUUCUGGAGUUUAUUAAUUGUUAACAAUUGUUUCUUUAUUCACUUCGCUUUGGUGUGUUUACAGCAAAAUCUUCGGAUGGUUAAUUGACCCACCAUUGAGCUUAAAUUUGGCGCAUUUCUAUCAAAUUUUCAGCCUCCCCCCUCCCCAACUCCAACCUCAAAAGUCAGUUGUUCCUGUUCAUUUUUUCAAUUUGAAGAUAAAGGAAAUAUGAUGACACUGAUUUCAUAAAAUAAAAUUCAUGAUUACUGCGCUAAAUAAGAUUCUUUAAAAGAAAAUGUCGCAAGUGCGUUUGGUGCGUAAUAUUUUCUUUUGGUUUUCUGUAAUAGGUGGUGAAAUAAAUUUGCGGUGUAAACGUGGAUCAUACACUAAAACAUAAAUAAAAAUAAUUUUAAAUUUGCAUAUUAAGGACUUAUACUGAAAAACUUUGUUUUUAGCAUUUCUUUAUUCCACCAAAAUAUGUUUAUUAUUUUUUAGUAAGAUCUAUAAAUUUCUAUUCAAACAUUUUGGUCAACAGAAGUUUGAAUAGAACUCAAUAGGAUAAUAAUCUAAACACGCACAGGAUCUAAUGUAGUACUUGUAAUACGUUUCCCUUUUACAGCAGCAAGGGUCCACUCGGAAAGCUUCACUGCUCUCAUUGGUAGGUAAUGGAAACGUUAUCUGAAUCUAUUAAUUAAAAAUUGUUCGCUGCUUAUCAAACUAUGAGAAAAGACAACGCUAUCUCAAACAGGAGAUCAAAGGAAACUGGCAGGUGCAUUUAUAGAAAUCGUUUCCUGUAACCUCUGCCGGCGUUGUUCGCUUGGACAGAGUUCUCCAAAGUGGUGGUCCGUGGGCCAGCACCUGUCCGUGGGCCUUACUGUCCCGGUCUGCACAACAUAACAAACGAAAGUGGAUAAAAAUUCUAUAAAGUUAAAGAAACAAAUAAAAAGAAACAAUUUACCAGGUAUUUAUAAAAACUUGCAUGCGCGUGAAUGGUGCGUUACCUCUCUUUGAAGAUUGUGCUCCCAUAGUGAGCUUGCUUACCUAGAGUGGAAGAUUGACAUUAAAUGUUAUCCAUGAGUUCUGGUAUAUGAUAUGUCUAUGGAUUUAAGAAUAAUUUUAAGAAAAUAUUUAAACCUGUUUAUUUGGCCAACAGCCGAUCGUUUCCCUUUGGAAAAAUGUCCUAUUUUCUUAUAGGAAUCCACAAUGGCAUUUUAGGAAAUUACCCAUUUUUUGUAAGACUAACAUACAUAUUCUGGUGAAGGUCUGAGAUUACUCUCUUAUGACCCUAGCUAGUAAAUAGGCUACCAACUCCAUAUGCUGAGCUGAGCCAUACAACAUUUUCCUCACAAAGUGUAUUCCAACCGCCCUGGCUUUCCCCGGGAGAUCUAGUGAGGGACAUUCGGUCAACACGUGCGCUAGCGUCUCCGGGACAAGGCUGCAAUGCUGGCAGGUAGGAUCCCUGUUGUUAUCUAGCCACCAGAAGUAUAUGACUAUGGUUCAGUGCUCGGUACGCAUCAGGGUCAUUAAGCUCUGCUCUCUGCGUCCUAACCCCCACCAUGUGUCUUGGUUGCUCGGAGUCGGCAAGUUUGAAAAGACGCCUCUGGCAGUCGUGUUCUCUACUAAUUGCCUGUACCAUUUCGUCAUGAAAUGGUUCGCCAGCCAGUUCUUAAUUCCCAAAUACGAUAAUGGUACUUCUGGCUGAGGCUGGGCAGCCCCGGUUUUCGCCAGAGUGUCCGCUUUCUCAUUGCCACUGACAUUGACAUGGCUUGGGUCCAUUUCACUGUGACCUUGCCUCAUAGUUAACUGAUUUUGCACACGUCAUCAAUGCUGACUUCAACUAAGUGAGUCGUUCCUGGUCUCCUUUUAAGAUCUCAAUAGCAGAUCUUGAGCCCGAGUACACGAUCACAUUGAGACCCGCAAGCUCCGUCUCUUUUAACGUGUGAUACACUCUUUCUAGGGCCAUGUGAAUAGCCUCGAGCUCUGCAUCGAAAUUCAAUGAUGCAGUCCCACAUGGCCCCGAGACUUCUUCGUUCGGUGGUCCUACUGGCAGGUAUAGUAUGAGCGCACCAUACCCAGAGUUUCUUUGUCUCAGAUUUUGCAGAGCCGUCUGUAAACACUUUCACUGGUAUGUUGGAAAACACAGCCAUGGUCUCAAGGACAGCCGCUGUCUGAACAUGUUCAGGGCUGCGAUUCAUCACUGCUGCAUCGGUCAAGGCCAAAUGUAUGAAGGGACGUGAGGGUUCCACAUAUAGUGGAUUUACUGGCAUAGGGGUCAGUCGUUCUCUUUUGCAAGGCAGGUUGACUGUUCUCUCAAGUUCAACGCCCUGGUGUAUGAAAUAGGAUCGCAUUAUCUCCUGACUGCCACCCAGUUUGCCUGCAUCUGGAACUACGGUUCCUUCUCGUUUAACCGUCGGUACCGCUAUGCGGUAGUUAAUAUUGCUUUUUCCCUCCUUAUUUGUAAUAGUUCUACAUUGGCCAAGACCUCUAUAGCAGCAGUGGAUGUGGUCCUGAAUGCGCCACAGAUGAAUCUCAGACCCUGAUUCCAGAUUCGGCCUAAUUUUUCCAAAUCGGGUUUGCUAGCAAAGGCUUGGACUGGCAUACUGUAAUCCAUCACUGACCGUACACUGCCUAGAAAUAGAGAUUUUAGCGUUUUGCGCCCGCUCCCAAACUUGUGCAAGCCAUUUUUUUUCAACAGAUGAAGCUUGGCGGUUGCCUAGAAGCACUGGUCUUGUAGCACCCAGUAGCCCCAAAGCCCACAGUUGGCCUCAGCUCCGUCACCGAAAUGCAGGGGAGGAAGGGAUUCGAGUUCCCCUCGCUUAGAGUUAUGUUUGAUUUACUAGCCACAUAUAAUGAAUAGUUAAUAGGCAUUUUUUUCUUACCUUCUCCCAGAGGGAGACUACAAAGCAAUCCCCCUUCACAUUGGGAGACAGACUUAGUGACUUGAGUUUUUAAGCUUCAGGUAGUCAAGUCUACCCUACUAGUCGGUCUCGCCAUGUAGAUCCCAAUCUCUUUUAUACCUAUUAUUUGUAUAGUCGUUUCCCCAUUGCUUGUAUUGGAAAUUUCACAUUGGUUGUAUAGGAAAUUCCUUAUUAGUUAUAUAGUAAAUUUCCAUUGUUUGUAUACGAAAUUCAUCAAUAGUUGAAUAGCAAAUUCCCCAUUGUGUGUAUAGGUAGUCUGCUGUCUAGCGUCUGCUUUCUGUCCUUCCCAUCUGACUUGUCCAUUUUGUAACAACAUGUGGAUAUAACAGUCAACUCCAAUAAUCGCCCCCCCCCCCCCAGCGAUAGUGCGUGAUCUAUGUACUUACAAUACCUGUGUUUUUUUUCUUUCUUCUAUUUAAACAGGUUCAGCCCUGUUGGGCACGGCUGUCAUGUGUAUAGGUAGUCUGCUGUCUAGCGUCUGCUUUCUGUCCUUCCCAUCUGACUUGUCCAUUUUGUAACAACAUGUGGAUAUAACAGUCAACUCCAAUAAUCGCCCCCCCCCCCCAGCGAUAGUGCGUGAUCUAUGUACUUACAAUACCUGUGUUUUUUUUCUUUCUUCUAUUUAAACAGGUUCAGCCCUGUUGGGCACGGCUGUCGUUUGCCUAGGGUCAUCAAUAUUUUCCCAAGGUUAAUUUCAUUCAGGGCCUCUCAGUGAACAUACCCCAUUGAUGAAAUAAUAAAGGACGGAGCGCUAGGAUGAAGUCCAUCGAGGUACACGAACAGGUGUUGAAAGCCACUUAAAGAAAAAUUUGAAGCAUCAGAUUAAGGAGUCUCCAAUGAAAUCCAUCGACGGUUUUCCAACAGUAAAAUGCUCAAAUAUGCAUAUUUCAUUUUAAAUAACAACAAUAACAAACAAACAAAAAAAACAAUUUUAAAACAUUAAACUUAUUUCAAUUUAGCCUUGUUGCUAUUCCUUACA